UUUUUCUUGGUAGCAAGCUGUAGAUUUUGUUUCAAAGAAAGCAUCUUCAUCUCUAGUUUUAUCAUGUAUAGAUGGAAAUUCUGAUGCAGAAAGGACUUACACCAGCAGUCCCAGUUCAUACCAAUAAAGAAGAUCCAGUUACCCAAACUAACUUGGGAUUCAUCCAUGCAUUUGUGGCUGCCAUAUCGGUCAUCAUUGUGUCUGAACUGGGUGAUAAGACGUUUUUCAUAGCAGCCAUCAUGGCCAUGCGUUACAACCGCUUGACUGUACUGGCGGGCGCCAUGCUUGCCUUGGGCCUGAUGACUUGCUUAUCAGUUCUGUUUGGCUAUGCCACCACAGUCAUCCCCAGGGUAUAUACAUACUAUGUGUCAACGGCACUGUUUGCCAUUUUUGGCAUUAGAAUGCUUCGAGAAGGCUUAAAGAUGAGCCCUGAUGAGGGCCAAGAGGAGCUAGAAGAAGUCCAAGCAGAAUUGAAGAAGAAAGAUGAAGAGUUUCAGCGAACCAAACUCUUAAACGGGCCAGGAGAUGUUGAAACUGGUACAAGCACAGCCAUACCUCAGAAGAAGUGGUUGCAUUUUAUUUCACCCAUUUUUGUUCAAGCUCUUACAUUAACAUUCUUAGCAGAAUGGGGUGAUCGCUCUCAACUAACCACGAUUGUUUUGGCAGCUAGAGAGGAUCCCUAUGGAGUCGCAGUGGGUGGGACCGUGGGACACUGCCUGUGCACAGGCCUGGCAGUAAUUGGAGGACGAAUGAUCGCCCAGAAGAUCUCUGUCAGAACUGUGACCAUCAUAGGAGGCAUCGUUUUUUUGGCGUUUGCAUUUUCUGCACUAUUUAUAAGUCCCGAUUCUGGUUUUUAACAGUUUAUUCAUCUGUAUUUAAGAUAGGUAACUCAUCUUUCUGUAUAUAGUGUACAUUACAACUAGAAGUGAUGGAAAAUACUGUAUUUUGUAGCAUUGAUUUGUGAGUUUGACCCAUUUGAUGAAAGUAUUAGAUCCAAAGGGAUAACAUUGAUUCUGUUUGUGAUGUGGAUUUUUAAAAGAACUCUGACUUCCAGGUGUGGGCUUUUCUUCAGCUUAAUUAUGUUAACACUGGACCCAUGUCUAGGACUGUGUGGUGGGCCCACCACUCAAUCGUCCUUCAGCAGUCACCCUUCAUAAGGAAUACACCCUUUCUCCUCAGGCGCUUAAAAAUUUCCCUUGGGAAAAGAAUGAAUUCUACUUUUAAGACAUUUCCCUGAGCCAGUGGGCCGUAGUUUAAGCAUCCUCAGUCUUUCCAAAAUUAGGUUGUUUGUUUAAAACAAGAGACAAAUAUGCAAAUAUGGUAUUACUCUUAUUUAUAUCAGUAAUAUGACACAAAAACUGUCUGCCAGGCCCAUCCUUUCUCUUUUUUUUAAUUGGGUAGGACACCCAAUAUAAAAACAGUCAAUAUUUGACAAUGUGGAAUUACCAAAUUAAAAGAGAAUACUAUGAAUGUAUUCAUAUUUUUUCUAAAAAAAAAAAAAAAAAUGUAACAUAGAGACAAUGUAAAUAAAAGUGGUAUGACAAGUA
Molecule: messenger RNA, 1547 nt
Organism: Carlito syrichta (Philippine tarsier)
Lineage: Eukaryota; Metazoa; Chordata; Mammalia; Primates; Tarsiidae
Gene: TMEM165
Product: transmembrane protein 165
Exons: 6
Coding region: 72-857 (261 amino acids)
Biological process (GO): Golgi calcium ion homeostasis; manganese ion transmembrane transport; calcium ion transmembrane transport
Cellular component (GO): Golgi apparatus
Molecular function (GO): manganese ion transmembrane transporter activity; calcium ion transmembrane transporter activity
Source: RefSeq, a predicted model, not a curated record